AUGGCAAGCAAGAAAGCAGCAGUCGAAUUGGCAUCCAGGUUACGACCCCGUUUCAUGGCAUCAGGACGACAACCUUUGCUUCGCCAGAGACUCUGGGGCGCCAAGCACUUGUCAGCGUGGACACUCUACAACGCGGGACGCAACUAUGGCUGGCCUCGAGUAUACCGUCGUCUCUUGGAACACAAUCGACGUUUCAAUGGAGCCAAUCCUGCCCUACAAAAGCAGACUCAACAACUGAUUCGGCUGGGAUUGGAAGCGCCCGUGCAAUUUGCUGCGCAAAUAGCCGCACAAGCACAAAUCAUCAUGCCCUUUUUGAACAAGCUGGUGGAACGAGCCACUCCCAAUGUACCGUCCUUCUUGGUGGCCAUGGCCAAAUACAUAGUCAACUCGCAGAAACCAGUCAAGAUUAUGCAAGACUUGGCGUCGUCCGCAGCCAAAAGAGCACCCAGCAAGUAA
Seminavis robusta is the source of this 456-nucleotide messenger RNA. NCBI's taxonomy places the organism in Eukaryota, Bacillariophyta, Bacillariophyceae, Naviculales, Naviculaceae. The record is from the annotation of a GenBank genome assembly.